Molecule: messenger RNA, 3833 nt
Organism: Lingula anatina
Lineage: Eukaryota; Metazoa; Brachiopoda; Lingulata; Lingulida; Lingulidae
Cellular component (GO): membrane
Molecular function (GO): hyaluronic acid binding
Source: RefSeq, a predicted model, not a curated record
UUGGACAUUCUCUACAAAAGGUGGCAGUGCUUUAAAACAUUGGCGGUUGUUUAGGAAUAUUUCUCUGCUGCUCGAUAUUUUUGGAAUACAGCUGAAAGAGAAUGUCAUUUCCUAAGGCAAAAACAAAGCGUUUCAAUGAUGUUAACAAUGCUGCCCCAGGUCCUGGUGCAUAUGAUCCCAAUUUGCAUGAAAAAGUAAAAGGUUGUGCACCUAUUCAUGAUGGCAGAUUUAAAACCCCCAAAGAUGUGAUUCCUGGACCUGGAGCCUUUGAUAGCAGCACCUGCAGCAUAGGGACGCCAGCCAAGAAACUCUUUGGUGGACUUGGCAGUAGCAAGAAAAGUUUUUCUGUACAAGAUCUUUCUAAACAAAGAGACCUGGAGAGAGAGAUUAAAAAACUUCUCAAGGAGAGGGCGACACAAGACAAGACGCUGGCAAAUAAGGAGGAGGAGAUAACUCGUCUGGAUGGGAAACUUCAGGCAGCGUAUAAAGACAGGAGUGGGUUGCAAGCUCAGGUGGCAGUGUUAGAAAAGGAGCUGAAGGAAGUAAACAAGGGAAAUGAGAUUCUUAAAGCUAAGGUUAAUGCAAGUGACAGUUCCAACAAGCGCCAGCACACUUUGAAGGAUGAGCUGACCAGUCUGCAUGUCCAGUUGUCCAAGAAGGACCAAGAGGUCGCUGACCUGCAGAAUGACCUCGAUGUGAUGACCAAAACAAUGCAGGCAGAUCUCGAGGCUUCUCGGGCAAAUGUGGCUGCCUUAGAAGAAAGGAAUAGGGCAUUAGAGCAGUCCAAUGAAGAAAUUAUGGCACACUCUGAAGAGAUUGAGGAACAAGUAACUCAGCUACACAUUGUCUCAGACAAACUCCGGGCAGAAAACCUCAGUCUUCAGCAGCAAUUGGCCCAAGCCUGCCUUGGCAUUCAGGAACUCCAAAGGGAAGUAGAGACAGUCGUGGCAGACUCGAAGAGAAAGAUCCAAGAUCUCAGCCUGCAGUUGGAGAGGGAGAGGGCACUGGCACAUCGUCUUACCCUCACACAGGAGAAUCUCAACAGUAAAGAACAAUGUAAUGAGAAGCUGCAGGAAUAUAGGGAUUCCUUGCUGGACAAAAUAGAGUACCUGGAGUCCAAGACACGUCAACUCCAAGUUCAGAAGAUGGAGGAUGAAGAGAUUAUAAGAUCUCUGAAGGGAGAGGUUUUUGUUAAUGAAGAUUAUCUAAAACAAGAAGAGGAAUCUCUGAAUGAUGCUGCUGCUGAAUUGAAGAGUUUGAGGAAGGAAGUUGCAGACUUAAAGGCGUCAGAGGCAUUGCUGAACCACAAUAUCAGAGCCAUCACGGACAAAUAUCAGCUUUUAGAGAAAGACCUAGAGACCGUGGACAAGGAGUCUGCCAGGACAGAGUCCACUCUCAGGGCAGAGCUGGCCACCACAAAGGCACACCUUGAACAUGUGAAGGAGGAGAGAGAGACCUACAAAAAGAACAAUAUGGAUGCUCUGAGGCAGUUCCAUCAUGAACAGGAAGAGAAAGAGCAAUCACAACAAGAGCUUCAAUCACUGGAGAAAAAGCAUGAAGCUUUACAAAAAGAAAUGGAAGAACUUCAAGCUGUGCACUGUAACCUAGAGUCCACAAUGAAGAACCAGGCAGCAACUUUAGAGUCUUUGACCCAAGAGAAAAUGAAGCUGGAAGAUGCAGUGGUUUCUAUGAAAAAGGAGCUGACAAGUGCCAUCGAGGAGCACAAUGCUGAGAGCAGACAGCUUCAGGAGAAUCUGACGGAAAAAUACCUCAGCAUAGCUCAGCUGGAGGAAGACUUGCAGAAACAUAAGACACUUGCCAGUGAGCUGGAAUUGGCCAAGGUGGAACUGGAAGCAAAACUGGUUGAAGCCUAUGGAGAGCUGGAGACCAUUAUUGACCAGAAUGAAUCUGAGGAACAUGAUCUGCAGGAAGAGAUCACCAGGUGCAAGAGCAGGAUACAACACCUUGAGUUGGAUCACACCUCCAGGGCAGCGGAGGCCAGUGACCUCAAGGGCAAGUGCGCUGACCUGGCCGACCUUGUGGACAGUCUGAAGACUGGCAAUAGGACCCUGAAGGACACGUGUGCAGGACUAGAGGAGGAACUUGUGCAGUCGAAAGCUCUGGUUGCUGAAAUGGAAGGAAAAGUGAGACAGUGCGAGGAGGAGAUUGUGUUGGCGAGAAAGGAAGUGCAGGAUAAGACAACAGAGGAGAAACAGCUUGAGGAGAAGAUUCAGGAGAAGGAAGGCCUGGUGGAAAGGUUGAAGACUGAUGUGAAGAGAAAACAAGAGAAGAUUGACAGCCUUUUGGAGAUGAAUGAAAAGAUGGCCAACAAGUUGGGAGAACAGAGCAAAGCUGCAGCACAGAGAAAUAAACUACAGGAAGAACUAGAAAGUGUAAAAUCCCAAUAUGAAGGAAAGGUAGCCAGUUUGCAGUCAGAGUUGGAGCAGUCACGUGCCGAGUGUGAAGCGGCCAACGUACGGUGCGAUGAGGUUGCGGAGGAACUGAAGACGCAGUAUUCUUCGCUGGAGGAGAGGAGCAGCAAGACACAGGAGGAGUACAGCAGGAGGCUGGUGGAGACACAGAAAAGACUCUCCAUGAUGCACACAGAGUUUUGCAAGUUCAAGGCAGAUAGAGAGGAAAAAAUCAGCAAGCUUGAAGAAACAAUUCUUAAUCAGAGAACAGAAUUCAGUGCCCAGAUGGAAGAAUUGAGGUCUGAGAUGCAGAAUGACCAACAGAGUGACCACACAGAGGAGCUGACCUACUGGACAGAGGAGGCCCACAGAUGGCAAGUCAAGUUUGAAGAGUUGCAGAAGAAAGUGUUACCCUUUCAGGAGCAGCUGGAUAUGUAUGAGGCUGAGAGACAAGCUCUACAAGGACAAAAUAAGGAUGCUUUCCAGGAAAUUGAUAAACUGGGGAAGGAGUACGCCCGUCUGCUUGGGCAUCAGAACCAAAAACAGAAGAUAAGGCAUGUUGUGAAGAUGAAAGAAGAAAAUACUCAUCUGAAGCAGGAAAUAGGAAAACUCAGAGAAGAAAAACUGAAACACCAGAAAACUGUCCAAAGACUAGAGGAAAGGUUGGCUGCUGUUGAAGGCAAAAAACGUUUUGACCCUAGUAAAGCUUUUUCACAUGCGAAGGAAAACCAAAUGCCGGCAAGGACACCUUUAAAAGAAGGGAACAAGAGAUGACAUUGCCGAGUUAGAUAGAAGAAGCUUCUUAUGGGCAGCAAAAAAAAAAUAAUAAUAAUAAUAAUGGAUGGUUGACAAGUAUUGAAAGUACACAAGAACAUAUUAUGCUCAUGAAAACUUGGUUGUCAACUCCAAAGAUUUGACACAAAGUAAAUAUAAUCUGCCAUUGGAGGGUAUAAGCAUAGAGGAAUAUGUAAUAACUCCAACAAACUAGGUGAUGCUGUACAUUUUAGUCAUUUAAGACUGUGGUUCAUGAAAUGUUUCUACUUUUUAAGUGUAUGUUUCUUUUAAAAUGUUACCAGGGACUUAUGAUAAGUUAGUUCAUUGUACAAAGUUAUAUUGAUAUGCAGUCCUUGAAAAAAAUGUUCUUGAAAAGAGUUGACAUGAUCUUAAUCAGGUUAGUUUUUCAAUGUGGGUUUGCUUUUUAUGAAUUUGGUAAAGCAUAACAGAUAUAGUGACAUUGAGAAGAUACUCAGGGUGAUUGUAAUUCAGCAGAGGAGAAAGAGAGGAGAGCAGUUUGAUGUGAAGGAAGAUCUUUUCUGCAGCAGCAACUUAACACGCACACUAGAUUGUCAAUUUUAUGUUGGCCAAUAUUUUUUAAGGUGUUACCAAAGUGCAGAAAAGGAGAUAUUUUUGAAGAAACUUCAA